This is a messenger RNA of Heterobasidion irregulare TC 32-1, 219 nucleotides long. RefSeq lists its product as uncharacterized. Bases 1 to 219 code for a protein of 72 amino acids. NCBI's taxonomy places the organism in Eukaryota, Fungi, Basidiomycota, Agaricomycetes, Russulales, Bondarzewiaceae. The record is from RefSeq and is a predicted model, not a curated record. The transcript has a single exon.
AUGCACUCCUCCUCAUCCGCGUCUUCCGUCGCUGCCUCCGCAUCACCCUCGCCCUCCAUGUGCCAUUCGCACAAGUUGUCCGCUACACCCACGGUCCUCCACUCUGUCACCAAGGUAGACAGUGACGAACAUCCCUUCGCGAACUUCAGCUCUCCGCAAUGCUGCCACUGCGGUUGGCGCGGGGCUCACUCUCCUACAUGCCCCUUCCGCAGGCACUAG